Molecule: messenger RNA, 732 nt
Organism: Procambarus clarkii (red swamp crayfish)
Lineage: Eukaryota; Metazoa; Arthropoda; Malacostraca; Decapoda; Cambaridae
Source: RefSeq, a predicted model, not a curated record
AUGGCCAAAUUAGCAAAUCAGUGGUACUCUGCCUUGCCGGACAUGGUGUCUCUAACAUAUGGGAGCUGUCGAAUCGAUCUGAAGCUCGUUAUUGAAUGGAUGCUCCUCCAUUUGAUCGAUGAUAAAGAUCAGCUUCAGAAGACCAACUGGAGCAACAAGUUGGUGUUUAACCCUGAGAGAGGCUUCUACCGCUACACUGACACUCUCUCCUCUGCCUGGAAACCUCUCACCAUCCCUCAACUCCGAAAAUAUGCCUCUGAUAACUACUCUCUCAUAUUUAGGUACAUCGUUCUGGACAAAUUUGUCAAAAGGAACCUCUCCUCAGACAUCUUACAGAAGAUCACUAAAGACUUCAUCACCUUAAGGAAUGCUGGCAUGAAGGUGGUGUUGAGGUUCUGCUACUCCCUCAAAAACAGCAACGACGCCACGCCCGCUCAACUGGCGACCCAUAUACAGCAGUUAACACCUCUCCUACGGAAACAUGCAGGGGUGAUAGCAGUGCUCCAGGCCGGCUUCAUCGGGAAGUGGGGAGAGUGGUACUACACUGCUAACUAUGGCAACAAUAGUGUUGUCUCCUCCCAGGACUGGAAGAAGAGAUCCCAGGUGGUGAACCAGCUGCUCCAGGCACUUCCAGCAUCCAGGCAAAUCCAACUGCGAAAUCCAUACUACAAGCAGAAGAUUCUCGAGCGAAAAUCACCCAUCAAAUCGAGUGAAGCCUUCAAAAACAGUCCA